GGCGAUCAUCGGGAUGUUCUUCCAAGAUGGAUUGACCGGUUCUGCUUGGGGCGAUUGGAGCCUGUACACUACCUCCCCUCUCCGUGCUGGCAGGGAACCUAGAAUUGCCCGGAACUUCUUCGGGGGAGACUCCACUAGCUAUGCCAGCUUCGACCCUGCGAAGGAACUUGGUGUGCAGGAUCCCAUCGGAUUUUGGGACCCGCUUGGCUUGAGCGCGGACAAGGAUGAGGCAACCUUCAAGCGCCGUCGUGCUGUGGAGAUCAAGCACGGCCGCAUCGCCAUGUAUGCAACCAUGGGCUACAUCGUUCCGGAGUACUACAAGUUCCCAGGAUACCUUUCACCAUCUCUUGGGCUUAAGUUUGCCGAUGUGCCAAAUGGCCUUGCAGCGUUGUCCAAGCUGCCAGUGCUUGGCGGUGCCCAGAUCAUUGCCUUCGCUGGUUUGAUUGAGACAACUGGGUUCUUCCAGGCAGCUUCCACCACGGAUGGACGCGGCCCUCGUGAGGGUCAGUUCAGCAUGAAGGAUUCCACUGAGACAGGCGAGCCAGGCAACUACGGCGUCGGAUUUCCCACCUUCCUGGGCAAGGUUGAGGACCCUGAAGCGCGCAAGACCAAGCUCGCUGCCGAGCUGGCUAAUGGACGACUGGCAAUGAUGGCCCCUUGGUAG
This is a messenger RNA of Cladocopium goreaui, 664 nucleotides long. The record is from the annotation of a GenBank genome assembly. NCBI's taxonomy places the organism in Eukaryota, Dinophyceae, Suessiales, Symbiodiniaceae.